Molecule: messenger RNA, 1809 nt
Organism: Penicillium verhagenii
Lineage: Eukaryota; Fungi; Ascomycota; Eurotiomycetes; Eurotiales; Aspergillaceae
Exons: 3
Coding region: 1-1809 (602 amino acids)
Biological process (GO): fatty acid metabolic process
Molecular function (GO): NAD+ binding; oxidoreductase activity, acting on the CH-OH group of donors, NAD or NADP as acceptor
Source: RefSeq, a predicted model, not a curated record
AUGACCCGCACUUGGCAAACUCCCGUGAACUAUGACAAACGUCCCGUUGCUAUCUUGGGUGCAGGUGUUCUGGGGCGUCGUAUCGCGUGCAUUUGGGCAUCCGCCGGAUAUGACGUCCAGGUCCGUGACCCUAGCCUAGAACAACGCGCAGACUGCAUCGAAUACGUCGAAGCAAACGUGGCAUCCUACGCCGAGCAAACAGGACAGGUCCCUGGCAAUAUCGAAGCUUUUGAACAACUGGAGAAUGCGGUCAAAAAUGCAUGGCUCGUUAUUGAAGCAGUUCCAGAAAAGCUUGCCUUGAAGAUUGAUACAUUUGCCGAACUGGAUAGGCUUGCGCCAAGUGAUUGCAUUCUGGCCUCUAACUCGUCUUCGUACAAAUCCUCUGAAAUGUUGGUCAAAGUGUCGGAAUCGGCUAAGCGUCGCAUUUUGAACAUGCACUACUACAUGCCCCCGCAGGUCAUGGUUGUGGAAUUGAUGACCAAUGGGCUCACCGAGCCAUCUCUCUUCCCCUUUUUGGUCGACCGUUUGAAGGAGGCUGCGACUAUUCCUUAUGUUGCUCGGAAAGAGUCCACUGGCUUCAUUUUCAACCGCCUCUGGGCUGCAGUUAAGCGAGAGGUUUUGACCAUUCUCGCUGAAGGAGUUUCGGUACCGGAAGAGAUUGAUUCAAUGUGGACGGAGAUGUUCAUCAAAAGCGCCGUUACCCCCUGCAAGACCAUGGACGACGUUGGUCUGGACACUGUGGGUUUCAUUGAGAACCAUUACAUCCUGGAACGUCAUCUCUCUGGAGAAAAGACGGUCAAUUUCUUGCAGAAGAAGUAUCUGGAUGAAGGUAGGCUUGGGUCAAAGUGCUCCAAAGGUGGUCUUUUCCCACCUACUGUGACUGGUAAGGGAGCCCUCACCGAGCCCAAGCUAUUGGUCCUUGAUAUCGGACUGGCGGCAGAGGUUCCCAGUACGGACGGAGGCCAAAUUCUUGAGAUAUCCGCCGACGGUCGCAAACAAAAGGUCAUUGUCAGCUCUCAAUGUCUCCCCGAUGGCCUUGCGAUUGACACCGACAGCAAGCGCAUGUUCUGGACCACCAUGGGCAUCCCUGGCAAAGAUGACGGGGCAGUAUAUUCUGCCAACUUGGACGGCACCGAUAUCCAGACCGUCCUUGAUCCAGGCACGGUAAAUACCCCCAAACAGCUAGCCUUGGACAACAAGUCAAAGAAAAUAUACUUUUGUGAUCGAGAGGGCCUUCGCGUUCUCCGUUGCAACUUUGAUGGUUCAGCGCUUGAAGUACUGGUUCAGAAUGGUGCUUAUCAGAAUACCGAGGAUUGUGAUGACCCCACAAAGUGGUGUGUCGGUGUGACUGUCGCCCCCGGCCUCGGCAAGUUCUACUGGACACAGAAGGGGCCCUCCAAGGGUGGCAAGGGACGCAUCUUUAAUGCAAACAUCGAUUUCCUAGAGGGGCAGUCUGCUACGACACGGAGCGACAUCCAGUGUAUUGCAAACAACCUACCAGAGCCCAUCGAUCUCGAAAUUGAUGAGGAUUCUCAAACCCUAUACUGGACCGAUCGUGGUGAGAUCCCGUUGGGGAAUUCGUUGAACAGACUUUUGCUUGAUCAUUUCGGCUUUCCUGUCCCCACUGGCCAUGAAAUCUUGCUCAGAAACCUGAACGAGGCAAUUGGCUUGAAGCUAGACUUGGCCAAUGACAGCAUAUAUUUGACCGACCUUGGUGGUAACAUCUACAGAUGCAAUGCUGAAGGAAAGCAGAAAGUUAGACUGCACACCGAUGAGAGUCGAGCUUUUACCGGAAUUGCCAUUGCUUAG